This is a messenger RNA of Magnolia sinica, 2156 nucleotides long. Its product is annotated as cyclin-A2-1-like. Gene Ontology annotation, molecular function: cyclin-dependent protein serine/threonine kinase regulator activity. Gene Ontology annotation, cellular component: cyclin-dependent protein kinase holoenzyme complex; cytoplasm; nucleus. The coding region runs from base 293 to 1774 and encodes 493 amino acids. The transcript is spliced from 12 exons. NCBI's taxonomy places the organism in Eukaryota, Viridiplantae, Streptophyta, Magnoliopsida, Magnoliales, Magnoliaceae. Gene Ontology annotation, biological process: mitotic cell cycle phase transition; regulation of cyclin-dependent protein serine/threonine kinase activity. The record is from RefSeq and is a predicted model, not a curated record.
UUUUGUCGCUAUUGAUUUCAUCUGAGUUCUUAGAUAUGUUACUGGCAAUGCAUCCGUAUGUUGCAAGAUUGGUCAUAUCCCAUGACUCCUGUCCUUGAAAAAAGAAAAGAAAAAAAACAUGCAGGAAUGACAAUCCAGUGAUGCUAUGUUGUCUUCAAAUGUUUGAUGAUUUUGCAAUGAAUGUUCUCUCAAUUUUGUUGAAAUAUUCAGACUAGCACUGGCUUUGAGGAAUGUUUUUGAUGAGCUUUCUUUUGUUUGAGAGCCUUGCAUUCUCUGUCCAAGGCCUCAGACGAUGAGAAAGGAAAAUACGUUACUUGCUGGAAAUGGAGAGCCUACUGGUCGAAUAACACGGGCUCGAGCUGCAGCCUCUCAUCUAGCUGGUGGGAUGCUACCCUUGAAACCACCGCCUGCGAAGCAUGGCCAAAAGCGGGUUCUAUGUGGAAAUUCGAAAAGGGCAGCCCUCAAUGAGAACAACCACAUUGCUCCUGUCACUGUAGCAUGUCAGCAAAAAAGGAGGGCAGUACUUAAGGAUGUCACUAAUGUAUUCUGCGAGAACUCAUAUAGGAAAUGCAUCAGUGCAGCAAAAAUGCAGAUCAAGGGCUUCAAGAAGCCUAAAGCAGGUACUGGCAAGAAGGAUGCCAAGGUGGUUCCUGUUGUUGCUGUAGAACAUACAAAAGUACAAGAGGAUGCAGAGCAAAAGAAAUCUGAAGAAAUGCAGAAGAUGGAUGCUUUGAAGCCACAUGACAUGGCAUUUUCAGUUCAAUUGGAAGAAAAUGUAUUAACCCAAGAAAGUUUGGAGACCUGUAUUGAUGUAGAGAGCAGAAUAGCAUGUGGUGCAGUGAUUCCUCUGCUUGAGAAACAGUGUUUCACAAGCCCUUCAAAGAAAGUUGAAGAGAGCCUUUGUGAGGAACUGGGAAAUUCAAAGGAUUUGGAUUUUAUAGACAUUGAUUCCGAUCAUACAAAUCCUCAAAUGUGCAGCCUCUAUGCCUCUGAUAUCUAUGCAAAUCUACGUGCUGUAGAGCUCAUCCGAAGACCUUGUUCAAAUUUCAUGGAAAAAUUACAGCGAGAUAUCACUCAGAGCAUGCGUGGGAUUCUGAUUGAUUGGCUUGUAGAGGUUGCUGAGGAAUAUAAGCUUGUUCCAGAUACACUUUAUCUUACAGUAUAUAUAAUUGACCGAUUUCUCUCUCACAAUUACAUUGAGAGACAAAGGCUCCAACUGCUUGGCAUCACCUGCAUGCUAAUUGCCUCGAAGUAUGAAGAAAUUUGUGCACCUCGGGUGGAAGAAUUUUGUUUCAUCACAGACAAUACCUAUACAAGGGGAGAGGUAGUAAAGAUGGAGAGCAAAGUCCUUAACUAUUUGGGCUUUCAGCUGUCAACUCCCACAAUAAAAACAUUUCUCAGGAGAUUCAUUCGAGUGGCACAAGCGGCUUACAAGGUUCCGAUGCUUGCCUUGGAGUUAUUGGCUAAUUAUGUAGCAGAACUAACACUGGUGGAGUGUGAAUUUCUCAAGUUCAUUCCUUCCCUCAUUGCUGCAUCUGCUGUAUUCCUUGCCAGAUGGACACUGGAUCAGUCUAACCAUCCAUGGAAUUUGACUCUGGAGCAUUAUACAUCUUACAAGGCAUCAGAUCUGAAAGAUACAGUUCUUGCAAUGCAAGAAUUACAAAUGAACACCAAAGGAUGUCCUCUCAAUGCCAUACGCGAAAAGUAUAGGCAACAAAAGUUCAAAUCUGUGGCGGCAUUGUCUUCUCCAAAACUUCUUCAAACGCUCUUCUGACAACUGACAGUGGAUUCCAACUCUAACAGUCAGUGGACUAGUGAGCUGUCUCAUUAUCUGAAUUUUGGUAACUCUCCAUUUCAUGUGACCUGACAUCUAUUGGUCUCUCUCCAUCCAGUUUUUCUGGUCAAGUUUCUGUUAAUGCUGCUGUUUGUAGCUUUUUAUCAGGAUCUCGUUCUUCCAAACCUUGUAAGAUGAUAAGUUGAAACUAUAAAGCGGAAUGGCUAACUAUUUCAAGCUUUUCAAGCCCAUGUAAUGUCAACUGCCAUUCGGCUGAUAUUAAAGUCGGCUGUAAGAAGGGAAUGUAACUAUGUGGAGGUAAUUUUUGCACCCUGAGUCUCAUUGAGUUUCUAAAUCUACAUUAUACUCUUUUAUUGGGUAA